Macrosteles quadrilineatus (aster leafhopper) is the source of this 3796-nucleotide messenger RNA. RefSeq names its product E3 ubiquitin-protein ligase UHRF1-like. Gene Ontology annotation, biological process: negative regulation of gene expression via chromosomal CpG island methylation; protein ubiquitination. The record is from RefSeq and is a predicted model, not a curated record. Lineage: Eukaryota; Metazoa; Arthropoda; Insecta; Hemiptera; Cicadellidae. Gene Ontology annotation, molecular function: ubiquitin protein ligase activity; metal ion binding; protein binding. The coding region runs from base 148 to 2454 and encodes 768 amino acids. The transcript has 13 exons.
GUGUCUAGUCCAGUCAAAGAAAUACUCGAAACUUCCCUUGUUGUUGAUUCUCACACCUAAGUGUUAACUUAACUGGAAUUGAAUAUUGUUCUACUGAACCACAAUUGUUUUAAGUGUAUAUUUAUGUUAACGUUGUAAGUUUUAAAGAUGUAUAUUCAAGUUCGUACAGUAGAUGCUAAAACUAAAAUAACUGUCGACAUAUCUAAAGUUGCACCUGUGAGUGAGUUGAAGAAACAACUAGAAAGUCAUUUUGGGAUAAAACCGGAAAACCAGCGUUUAUUUUUCCGAGGAAAGCAGCUUGAAAAUGGGUACUCUCUUUUUGACUACAACAUCAAUGUCAAUGAUAUGGUUCAAAUCAUGGAGAAAGUCACUGUUGAGGAAGCUUCUGCUUCAACUAAAUCAGAUAAAGAAAAUGCUGCAACUGACCCGGAACCCUCAACAUCUUCCUCAAAUACUGCUGAAAAGGAACCUGAGGAAUGUGUAGAACGCAGCAUUUACUUCAAGGUCGGAGAGUACGUAGAUACCAGAGACGAAACUUAUGGUGCAUGGUUCGAAGGAAAGAUUUCCAGAAUUAUUAAGGAUAACAACUAUGAAGAAAAUAAAAUAAAAUUUUCUUCUGACGAAGCCACUGGCUACCCACAUGAUGGCUAUUUUUAUGAAGUUGAAUUUCUGGCUGAAGGAGAACCUGUUGAAACAUCAGUUUUUCGUCUGAAAGAUGUUCGACCUCGAGCCAGAGAGGAAGCCCCCUUCAAGGAGUGUAAAGUGGGUCAAAAAGUCCUCGCUAAUUACAAUGUGGAGGAACCUCAUAGAAGAGGAUUUUGGUACGAGUCUAUCAUAACCUUCAUGACGCAGACAAAAUGGAAACAUGAUAAUGUGAUGCAUGCAACUGUAUUAGUAGGAGAUGUUCCUAUGAGUGAUUGCAAACUUCAAUAUCCCAAUGAACUUUUAAAAAUCGCUGAAACUAAACCUCUGGCAGAAAGAGAACCCAUACCUGAAGAAGAACCUCCUAUUCGUGAAACAGAAAUUCCACACGAUUGUAAACAUUGCAACAACAACCCUCGUCGCAAUUGUAAGGAAUGUGGUUGCUGUGUAUGUGGAUUAAAAACUGAUGAAAGCAAACAAAUAUUGUGUGACGAAUGUGACUCUGCAUACCACAUCUGGUGCUUGAAACCACCUCUUGAAGCUAUUCCUGAUACAAAUGAAUGGUAUUGCAGUAAUUGUAAAAACGAUGAAAACGAGAUUGUUGGAGCCGGAGGAAAAUUGAAGGAGUCAAAGAAAAAGGCCAAGAUGGCCUCAAAACAGAAUAACACUACUCGUGACUGGGGUAAAGGUAUGGCUUGUGUCGGACGAACAAAAGUGUGCACUAUAGUUCCGCAUGAUCACUUUGGACCUGUGCCUGGGAUUGAAGUGGGGACAUGUUGGAAGUUCAGAAUCCAGGCCUCUGAGGCUGGAGUACACAGGCCUCAUGUUGCUGGGAUUCACGGGCGCGAGAACAUUGGAGCGUUCAGUGUGGUCCUUAGCGGAGGCUACGAAGAUGACAUUGACAACGGAGAUGAGUUCCUGUAUACAGGCUCUGGGGGUCGAGACCUGACUGGCAAUAAACGUACCAACGCCCAAGGGUUUGACCAAACUCUCACCCGUUUUAACAAAGCUAUCGCAAUGAACUGCAAUGUUCCAUUGAGUGAGAAAGGGGGUGAGGCUAAAGACUGGCGGGGUGGGAAACCCAUACGAGUACUCCGCAACUACAAACUAGCCAAACAUUCCAAGUACGCACCUGAGGAUGGGAACAGGUAUGAUGGGAUCUACAAAGUUGUAAAGUAUUACCCAGAAAAAGGGAAAUCAGGAUUCAAUGUCUGGCGUUACCUGUUCAGAAGGGAUGACCCGGCUCCUGCACCCUGGACCAAAGAAGGAAAGAAAAGAAUUGAAAGUUUGGGUUUGGAGAUGGAGUAUCCAGAAGGAUAUUUGGAAGCAUUAGCUACCAAUCAGAAAAAAGAAGAUGCAGAUGAAUCGGAGACACCAAAGUCCAAGGGAAAGGGCAAGAAAAGGGUUUUGGAAGAGAGCACCAAUACUCAACCCAAAGCUAAUGUGAAGAAAGCCAAAGUCCUUAAAUAUGAGUUGGAAAAGAAUGUAGCCUGUGCCAUUGAAAAAGAUACUGGUAAUAACAAACUGUGGGAAGACUGUAAAACCGCUCUGGACUCUGGGAAACCGAAAUUUCUGUCCAAGGUUGAAGAAACAUUUACUUGCAUCUGUUGUACGGAACUUGUUUACAAGCCUGUCACUACUGAUUGCUCACACAACUUUUGUCUGGACUGCCUGAAGAGGUCCUUCAACGCUGAUGUGCAAACGUGCCCUACUUGUCGGAAUCCACUGGAGAAACAGAUCUUAAACAAUGUAAAUUCAUCGCUUCAAGAUGUGCUCGACAUUCUCUUUCCCGGUUAUACUAAAUCUCGUUAGUUCAAUCCUAAACAGACUUUUGCUUUCAGUUUAACAGGUGCCAUGAACAUGAUAUAAUGAAUAAUAGAUAUAAUACAUUGCACAUUGUGCUAAGAUAACGUUUACUAUGCAAUACUCAAGCUGUUUUUAAACUUAUGUACAUUCCAAUCUUCCUAAUUGUGCCUUAAUAUUAAUAUAGUACAUAAACACAUGAAAGAAAUGUUCCGUUCCAAGCACUGGAAAUGUCUUAAGGGGGGGGUCUUGUGGAAUAACAGUGAACAAGUUGUCUGUGUUAGUUUUAUUUUACUAGUACAAUGGUUUGAAAAGGAUAACCUGAAAAAGGGGACAACUCAGUUUAGGUCAAAUGUAUUAGCUAUAGAAAUCUACUGAUUUUUUAUUCAAGCUUUAAAAUAAGUUAUUUAUCAUACCGCAUUGCUUGUAUUUACUUAACCUAAUUUUUGAAAAUGAAAUUGGUUGUAAUUUAACAUAUUUAUUAUAUCUAUGACUCAUUAAGUUAUUUGUAGUCAAAAAUAUACAUACAUGAUGGCAGUUCAGUAAAUUUUUUUGAAGGUUUGUGCAGGCACAAUUUAAAAUAUUAAUUAGAUAGAUAGAUAGGAUUAUUGUUCUGUAUUGGAAGUUAACCUCUAUCUAAAAAUAUAUAACUCGUUUUGAAUCUUUGAUAUAUUUUUUUAGUGGCACUUUAUUUGACUUGCCCAAAUAUAGAAUCUAUCUAUCUAGUAAUGUUUAGUUAUGUUUGACAAGAAUUUGUAACCUCUUAAGAGUUAUAGUCCAAUUAAAUUAUUCAUUGUCUAUACCAUGUGUGAAAAUAUAGAUAUGUUUUAAAAGUUUGUGUAACGACCGUUUAAAAUACAAAUUAGAUAGAUGGAUAGGAUUAUUGUUCCGUGCUGGAAGUUAACCUCUAUCUAAAAACAUAUAACUGAAACUCGUUUUGAAUCUUUGAUAUAUUUUGAGUGGCACUUAUUUGACUUGCCUAAAUAUAUUAUCUAUCUAUCUAGUAAUGUUAAGUUACGUUUGACAAGAAUUUGUAACCUCAUAAGAGUUAUAGUCCAAUUAAAUUAUUCAUUGUCUAUACCAUGUGUGAAAAUAUAGAUAUGCUUUGAAAGUUUGUGUAAGGACCAUUUAAAAUACAAAUUAGAUAGAUGGAUAGAAUUAUUUUUCUAUGCUGGAAGUUAGCCUCUAUCUAAAUGUAUAACAUUGUUUGGAAUCUUCAAUAUAUUUUGAUUGGCCCAUAUUUGACUUGGCCAAAUAUAGUAUCUAUCUAUCUAGUAAUGUUAAGUUAUGUUUGACAACAAUUUGUAACCUCUUAAGUGUUAAAGAGUUCAAUUAAAUUAUUCAUUGUUUA